Messenger RNA from Emiliania huxleyi CCMP1516, 838 nucleotides. RefSeq lists its product as hypothetical. Gene Ontology annotation, molecular function: DNA-binding transcription factor activity; DNA binding. The transcript has a single exon. The annotation marks the transcript as partial. Gene Ontology annotation, biological process: regulation of DNA-templated transcription. The record is from RefSeq and is a predicted model, not a curated record. Lineage: Eukaryota; Haptophyta; Isochrysidales; Noelaerhabdaceae.
CCAUGUCUAGCCGGGAGGCUCUGGUGGCGGAGGCGGAGGGGCUGCGCUUGCACCUCUCCCGCACCAACAGCACAGGCUACAAAGGAGUGAAGCGGCUCUACAAUGGCCGCUUCCAGGCGGAGCACGGAAGGCACGAUUACAUCGGCUGCUUCGGCUCAGCGGUGGAGGCGGCGGUGGCGUACGCGCGGGCGGUCGGCGAGUACCAGCCUCCGACAGUGGCUGCGGAGGCGGCAGAGGGGAGGGCGGAGGCGGAAGCGGCAGCGGUGGUGGCGGAGGCGGAGGGGGUGCGGCUGCACCUCUCCAGCAGCAACAGCACCGGCUACAAGUGCGUGUACAAGCGGCCAUCUGGGCGGUUCUUGGCGGUUAAGGUGCACGGUGGUGAUGGCAACGUCAGCUUGGGCACCUUCGGCACGCCGGUCGAUGCGGCGGUGGCGUACGCGCGGGCGGUUGGCGAGCCGGCGCCGCUUGAGGAGGGAGCGGGGCCGGCGGCGGCGGCGCCAGCGGCGCCAGUGGCGGUCGCGGAGGGUUUGCGUCUGCAUUUGUCCAGCAGCAGCAGCACGGGCUACAAGGGCGUGCAAAAGAAAUCGUGAAACGGCCGCUUCGAGGCGGUGCACUGGGUGGGCGGAAGGAAGGUCAGACUAGGCACCUUCGACACGGCGGUGGAGGCGGCGGUGGCCUUCGCGCGGGCGGGCGGCGAGUACCAGGGCUCAUCCUCCCCCCGACAGUGGCGACAGAGGCGGAGGGGCUGAAGCUGCACCUCUCGAGCAGCGGCGCUACCGGCUACAAGGGGGUGACUAAGCAUCACAGUGGCCGCUUCGAGGCGGUGCACUAUGUGGGC